AUGGCAAUAGCAACGAUUUUAGCAGCAAGAGCAUUCGAAAGAGAACGAGUAUUUAGAGGUAGGCAAAAUCCAUUGGGAACAAUGACAGAUGAUAUGGUUUUAGCACGAUAUAGAUUUCCAAAAACGGCUAUAAUCAAUUUAUUGACUCUCAUUGAACCUCAAAUAGUUCGUGCAACUCAAAGAACGCAACCCAUUCCACCCGUAAUACAGUUGUUAACUGCUCUACGCUUUUAUGCCACUGGAUUAUUCGUUGAUGGAGACAUACAUGGCAUCAGUAAAGCUUCUGUCAGUCGGUUAAUGAAAGCUAUAUCAGCAAUUUUAGCAAAUAUGGCAACACAAACAAUAACAUUUCCAAGCACAGCAAACGAACUCGACGAAAUUAAGCAAGGUUUUUAUGAGACAUCUCGAUUUCAGCGUGUUAUAGGGGUUAUUGACUGUACAUAUGUUCAAAUAAAAACUUCGUCACAAAAUGAAGGUAAAAAAGAGUUCUAA
Molecule: messenger RNA, 492 nt
Organism: Didymodactylos carnosus
Lineage: Eukaryota; Metazoa; Rotifera; Eurotatoria; Philodinida; Philodinidae
Source: the annotation of a GenBank genome assembly